Messenger RNA from Nyctereutes procyonoides (raccoon dog), 1157 nucleotides. It is a transcript of the gene PARK7, whose product is annotated as Parkinsonism associated deglycase. Gene Ontology annotation, molecular function: protein deglycase activity. Lineage: Eukaryota; Metazoa; Chordata; Mammalia; Carnivora; Canidae. The transcript has 7 exons. Gene Ontology annotation, biological process: protein deglycation, glyoxal removal; guanine deglycation, glyoxal removal. The record is from RefSeq and is a predicted model, not a curated record. The coding region runs from base 154 to 723 and encodes 189 amino acids. Gene Ontology annotation, cellular component: nucleus; cytosol.
GGCGUGCGUGCGUGCGUGCGUGCGUGCGUACUCACGUACGUCCCCGUUUAGGCCGGUUUGGGUUCGGUAGUCUCCGGCGCGGAGCUGCUGCCGACGGGGCUGAGGUGCCGGGGCUGUGGGCAGAGGCGAGUCUUUUAAAAAUACAACAUAAAAAUGGCUUCGAAAAGAGCUCUGGUCAUCCUGGCCAAAGGAGCGGAGGAGAUGGAGACAGUCAUUCCUGUAGAUGUCAUGAGACGAGCUGGAAUUAAAGUCACCGUUGCGGGUCUGGCUGGGAAAGACCCAGUACAGUGUAGCCGAGACGUCAUCAUUUGUCCUGAUGCCAGUCUGGAAGAUGCAAAAAAAGAGGGACCUUAUGACGUAGUGAUUCUGCCGGGAGGUAAUCUGGGUGCACAGAAUUUAUGUGAGUCUGCUGCCGUGAAGGAGAUACUGAAGGAACAAGAAAACAGAAAGGGCCUCAUAGCCGCCAUCUGUGCAGGUCCUACAGCUCUUUUGGCUCAUGAAAUAGGUUUUGGAAGCAAAGUUACAACACACCCACUUGCUAAAGACAAAAUGAUGAGUGGAAGUCAUUACAGCUACUCUGAGAACCGUGUGGAGAAGGAUGGCCUGAUCCUCACGAGCCGUGGGCCUGGAACCAGCUUUGAGUUUGCGCUUGCGAUUGUCGAGGCGCUGAGCGGCAAGGAGGUGGCUGACCAAGUGAAGGCCCCGCUCGUUCUUAAAGAUUAAAGCAGAAAUCUUCGAUGAUGAAGUAGAGAAAUGUGCCGUUUGUCAUCCUUCUCACUGUGUUCACUUUAAGCAAAAUGGGCAGUUCCCGCACAGUCUGGCUGCGAAGUGGCAGCCUCACCGAGCUUCCCCACCCAUGCCCAGAUCCUCAUGGUCCUGAGCCUUGAUGGCAGAGUAAAUGGCAUUUAGCAAACUACUGGGUUUUACUCCAUUUAUCCCUCAAUUCCUCCUUUUUGUGUGUGAAACCAAAUUCACUGUCAGCGUCACUUGCAGCUGGUAAGUGUUGAUACAGCGACUGAGAUAAAAGAGCAGUGAACAUGUUUGACAUGGCAAGGAGGAAAAGCAUAAAAGCAAAGAUUUAAGAAGCUUGUGAUUUUCCCCCCAUUUGUUAAUUGUAUAUUGUUAAUGUGCUAUUAAAAAUACCAGUGAAGUUGUUA